This is a messenger RNA of Camelina sativa (false flax), 2453 nucleotides long. Its product is annotated as putative galacturonosyltransferase 15. The record is from RefSeq and is a predicted model, not a curated record. Gene Ontology annotation, molecular function: polygalacturonate 4-alpha-galacturonosyltransferase activity. NCBI's taxonomy places the organism in Eukaryota, Viridiplantae, Streptophyta, Magnoliopsida, Brassicales, Brassicaceae.
UAUUUCACUUUUUUUUUUUUACGAAAAUAAUUUUAUGGAUUUAUUUGGUUAACAUAAAAACUUAUUAUUAUUAUUAUUAUUAUUAUUGUCCCCCCUUCGGCUUCUUUGAAUGAAUGUUCAAUGUUGUUGUUGUUGUUGUUUUUUUUAAUUAUUAUUCCCAUCGUACAUACAGAUCACAAAAACCCAAAGACACCAGUCUGAGUCCAUCUCUCUCGCUCGGUCGCUCGCUCGUCGUUGAGCUUCGUUUCUCCACUGAUUGUUUAUCCAAAUUUCUGGACUCACGUUUGCUUUUUUUGAUCGCAUCUUCUCGAUCCAUGUUGUGUGUGUUUUGAUUUAAGUGAGAGAGUGGAGAUCUGGAAGCAAGGAACAGAGGAGUUGUGUGACAGUCUUAGUACUGUUUUUUGGGAUUGAUGGAAGUGGAGAGAAAGCAGUGAGGGAAUGAAGUUUUACAUAUCGGCGACGGGGAUUAAGAAGGUUACGAUAUCGAAUCCAGGCGCAGGAUUCGGAAAAGGAAGCGGAGGAGGAGGAGGAUGCUCGGCGGCGAGGAGAUUCUCUGGUCGGACCUUGUUACUGUUGCUCCUUCUGCUCGCCCUCGUCCUCCCUUUUAUCUUCGUCAGGUUCGCGUUUCUCGUCCUCGAAUCCGCCUCCGUUUGCGAUUCUCCUCUCGAUUGCAUGGGACUGAGACUUCUCCGUGGGGGCGACACAUCUCUGAAAAUCGGGGAAGAGUUGACACGAGCGCUAGUUGAAGAGACAGAUCAGGACGUUAAUGGAAGAGUUACAAAGGGCUCAUUGGACUCAUUCGACGACCUUGUCAAGGAGAUGACGUUAAAACGUCGUGAUAUAAAGGCGUUUGCUUCUGUGACUAAGAAGAUGCUGUUGCAGAUGGAACGUAAAGUCCAAUCAGCUAAACAUCAUGAGUUAGUGUACUGGCAUUUAGCCUCUCACGGUAUUCCCAAAAGCCUCCAUUGCCUUUCCCUGAGAUUAACUGAAGAGUACUCUGUAAAUGCCAUGGCACGAACGCGUUUGCCUCCACCUGAAUCCGUUUCCCGUCUGACCGACCCAUCUUUUCACCAUGUUGUCAUCUUGACUGACAAUGUUCUCGCUGCUUCCGUCGUCAUAUCUUCUACCGUAGAAAACGCUGUGAAUCCUGAUAAGUUUGUCUUCCAUAUCGUUACCGACAAGAAAACCUAUACCCCUAUGCACGCUUGGUUUGCUAUGAACUCUGCUUCAUCUCCGGUUGUUGAAGUAAAGGGACUUCAUCAGUAUGAUUGGCCUCAUGAAGUGAAUUUCAGAGUUAGAGAGAUGCUAGACAUUCACCGCAUGAUUUGGAGACGGCAUUAUCAAAAUUUGAAAGACUCUGAUUUUAGUUUCGUGGAGGGUACUCAUGAGCAGUCCUUGCAAGCUCUAAAUCCGAGCUGCCUCGCCCUUUUGAAUCAUCUUCGCAUCUACAUUCCCAAGCUUUUUCCAGAUCUCAACAAGAUAGUUUUGUUGGAUGAUGAUGUAGUAGUACAACGCGACCUUUCGUCAUUGUGGGAAAAGGAUCUCAACGGUAAAGUUGUCGGUGCAGUUGUUGACUCGUGGUGCGGAGACAACUGUUGCCCGGGAAGAACUUACAAAGACUACUUCAACUUCUCACAUCCUCUGAUUUCAUCAAACUUAGUUAAAGACGACUGCGCUUGGCUUUCUGGUAUGAACGUCUUUGAUCUAAAAGCCUGGAGACAAACCAAUAUCACAGAAGCUUACUCUACAUGGUUAAGACUCAGUGUUAGCUCCGGGCUACAAUUAUGGCAACCAGGAGCGUUACCACCUACGCUACUUGCUUUCAAAGGACUCACACAGUCUCUUGACCCAUCGUGGCACGUCGCUGGACUAGGAUCUCGAUCUGUAAAAUCUCCUGAAGAGAUUCUGAAAUCUGCUGCGGUUUUACAUUUCAGCGGUCCAGCAAAGCCGUGGCUAGAGAUCAGUAACCCUGAGGUACGAUCUCUUUGGUAUAGAUACGUAAAUUCCUCCGACAUCUUCAUUAGAAAAUGCAAAAUCAUGAACUGAGAAAGAGAAAAAAAAAACUGAUUAGAAACAAAUAAAAGAAAAGAGAAAAAAAAAAACUGAGUGAUAAAGCCAAUACUUGCGGCUGUACGUAUGAGAGAACAGAGGGAAGAAGGUUUAAGCCUUCAGCCUCUGCUCAUAUUUUCUCUCAUGUCCAUAUACUAAACAGUAAUUUAGAGGAAGGAAGGAUAUUAUAUUAGACCUUUUAAGCAUAUCUAGCUUUUUCUUCAUUAUCUCUCAACUAGUAUAGCAAAGAUGUAUUUUUGUUUAAUUAUAUAGCUACACAUAUUGUAAUAAUUCAUCACAUAAUAGAUGUUUGUAAGUUUGUAUUCUUUGUAACCCAUAAGUUAUCUAUGGACAUAUUUGUAUCAUUUUAUCAAUAUUUAUAAUGUUACUACUCUCUAUCCGAA